UGCGCUGCGCCGAGGCGGGCGGGCGGAGCGGGGCGGGCGGAGCGCGGCGCGUGGGGCUCGCCAUUAGCCGUCGCUCCGCUUCGCCAUCUCGGGCUUUGUCUGGCGACUCGCUGCUCCGGCGUCGGCUGCGGCGGAGCUGCGGCUCGGCUCCUCGACCCGUCGCGUUCCCUAGGUGCCCCCGGCCCGCGUUCUCAUCCAUUCGCUCGCGCGGGGACCGCGAGGUAGGCGAGUGCCCAAGCCUGGCGCCGAGAUCAGCAUGUCUGCGCCCCAAGCCCGCGGCCACGCUCGGAGGAUAAGGGUGGGCACGGACCACCCGCUCCAGGAGGCGGGAGAGGGAAGCGGGUGAGGGUUGACCUGGAAGGCCGGAGCUCAGCUGAGGAGUGGUGGGGGAGCUCCGGAGCUGGGCUGCGGGCACUCCCGAGCGUCUCCGGCUGCCGGGGGGACCCUCCGGGCACCGUCUUCACGGCCGCGCCCUCCCUCCCGCGCCGGCCAAGCUUGCUAGUUCCCCCCUCGGGUCUGGCGAGGUCGCUCUCGGCGCGCCCGCCCGCCUCGGCUCCGAGCCCCGCCGCCAUCCGGGCGGCUGCGUGUCUCCCUGGCUCGGCCCCCCCCUUCCCCGGCGGCAACAGCAGCAGCAGCCGCCGCCGCCACCACCACCACCCCCCUCCCCUCCUUCCUUCCCUCCGCCUCGGCCGCCCGGGUCCCCCCAGCUCCCGCCCCUCCUCCCAGUUGCCCCCCGCGGAGCCCGCCCGGGCAGGCUGUGGGAGGGAGCGGAGCCGGCGAGGCGGGCGGGCUGGCGCUCGCUCCCCGGGGGUCGGUGUGCGCUCUACGGGGAAGGACGCGCUCGCUGCCCCGCUUCUCCCGCCCCCCCUCCCGCUCCUCCUCCUCCCUUCUCCCUCCUCCUCCCCGCUCCGGCGGCGGAGGCUGCUGCGGCGGCGGGGGGUGUGCGAGCGGAGGCCGGGGCCGGCGGGCGGGCGGCGGGCGGGCUGCCUGCAGGCGGAGGGCGCUGUGCUUUGUGCUUUUCGCCGCGAGGAGCAGCAGGCAGCAGCCAAAGCUGCCGCCGCCGCCGCCACAGCAGCAGCAGCCGCCGCCCCAGCGCCGCCGCCGCCGCGCCCGGAGGAGGAGCCGCUGCCGCCGCGGGAGGGAGCUGCGGCUGUGCCCGGCCAAGCGGGGGAGGGCGCCGCCGCUCAGAGCCGGGGAAGGAGCUGCGGGAGCGGGAAGCCCGGAGGCCGCGCUGCGCUGGGGUGAGGUGGCUUUGACCCCGGGUUGCCCGGCUGGCCGGCUGGAGGAUGAACGGAGAAGCAGAUUGCCCCACAGACCUGGAAAUGGCCGCCCCCAAAGGCCAAGACCGCUGGUCCCAGGAAGACAUGCUGACUUUGCUAGAAUGCAUGAAGAACAACCUUCCAUCCAACGACAGCUCCAAGUUCAAAACCACUGAGUCACAUAUGGACUGGGAAAAAGUAGCAUUUAAAGAUUUUUCUGGAGACAUGUGCAAGCUCAAAUGGGUGGAGAUUUCAAACGAGGUGAGGAAGUUCCGCACAUUGACAGAAUUGAUCCUCGAUGCUCAGGAACAUGUUAAAAAUCCCUACAAAGGCAAAAAACUCAAGAAACACCCAGAUUUCCCAAAGAAGCCCCUGACCCCUUACUUCCGCUUCUUCAUGGAGAAGCGGGCCAAGUAUGCGAAACUCCACCCUGAGAUGAGCAACCUGGACCUGACGAAGAUUUUGUCCAAAAAAUACAAGGAGCUUCCUGAGAAGAAGAAGAUGAAAUAUAUUCAGGACUUCCAGAGGGAGAAACAGGAGUUCGAGCGAAACCUGGCCCGAUUCAGGGAGGAUCACCCUGACCUAAUCCAGAAUGCCAAGAAGUCGGACAUCCCCGAGAAGCCCAAAACCCCCCAGCAGCUGUGGUACACCCACGAGAAGAAGGUGUACCUCAAAGUACGGCCAGACGCCACUACGAAGGAGGUGAAGGACUCCCUGGGGAAGCAGUGGUCUCAGCUCUCGGACAAAAAGAGGCUGAAAUGGAUUCAUAAGGCCCUGGAGCAGCGGAAGGAGUACGAGGAGAUCAUGCGUGACUACAUCCAGAAGCACCCCGAGCUGAACAUCAGCGAGGAGGGCAUCACCAAGUCCACCCUCACCAAGGCCGAGCGCCAGCUCAAAGACAAGUUCGACGGGCGACCCACCAAGCCACCCCCGAACAGCUACUCGCUGUACUGUGCAGAACUGAUGGCCAACAUGAAGGACGUGCCCAGCACUGAGCGCAUGGUGCUGUGCAGCCAGCAAUGGAAGCUGCUCUCCCAGAAGGAGAAGGAUGCCUACCACAAGAAGUGUGACCAGAAAAAGAAAGAUUACGAGGUGGAACUGCUCCGUUUUCUAGAGAGCCUGCCUGAGGAAGAGCAGCAGCGGGUCCUGGGGGAGGAGAAGAUGUUGAACAUCAACAAGAAGCAAGUCACCAGCCCCGCCUCCAAGAAGCCCUCCCAGGAAGGGAGCAAGGGUGGCUCGGAGAAGCCCAAGCGGCCCGUGUCGGCCAUGUUCAUCUUUUCUGAGGAGAAAAGACGGCAGCUGCAGGAAGAACGGCCUGAGCUGUCUGAGAGCGAGCUGACGCGCCUGCUGGCCCGCAUGUGGAAUGACUUGUCAGAGAAGAAGAAGGCCAAGUACAAGGCUCGGGAGGCGGCCCUGAAGGCCCAGUCGGAGAGGAAGCCUGGCGGGGAGCGCGAGGAGCAGCGGGGCAAGCUGCCCGAGUCGCCCAAGAGGGCUGAGGAGAUCUGGCAGCAGAGCGUCAUCGGCGACUACCUGGCCCGCUUCAAGAAUGACCGGGUGAAGGCCUUGAAGGCCAUGGAGAUGACCUGGAACAACAUGGAGAAGAAGGAGAAACUGAUGUGGAUUAAGAAGGCGGCUGAAGACCAAAAGAGAUAUGAGAGAGAGCUGAGUGAGAUGCGGGCACCUCCGGCUGCUGCAAACUCCUCCAAGAAGAUGAAAUUCCAGGGAGAACCCAAGAAGCCUCCCAUGAACGGUUACCAGAAGUUCUCCCAGGAGCUGUUGUCCAAUGGGGAACUGAACCAUUUGCCACUGAAGGAGCGCAUGGUGGAGAUUGGCAGCCGCUGGCAGCGCAUCUCCCAGAGCCAGAAGGAGCAUUACAAGAAGCUGGCUGAGGAGCAGCAGAAACAGUACAAGGUGCACCUGGACCUCUGGGUCAAGAGUCUGUCUCCCCAGGACCGUGCUGCAUACAAAGAGUACAUCUCCAACAAACGUAAGAGCAUGACCAAGCUGCGAGGCCCGAACCCCAAGUCCAGCCGGACGACCCUGCAGUCCAAGUCGGAGUCAGAGGAGGAGGAGGACGACGAUGACGACGACGAGGAUGAGGAUGAAGAAGAGGAAGAUGACGAGAACGGGGACUCCUCCGAGGACGGCGGGGACUCCUCUGAGUCGAGCAGCGAGGAUGAGAGCGAGGAUGGGGAUGAGAAUGAGGAGGAUGAGGAGGAAGAGGAGGAUGAUGAGGAUGAUGAUGAGGAUGAGGACAACGAGUCCGAGGGCAGCAGCUCCAGCUCCUCCUCCUCGGGGGACUCCUCAGACUCGGACUCCAACUGAGGCUCGGCCCCAACCCGGGGCCACCAGGGAGAGGAAGAACCUCUCGGGAGAGCCCAGGGACGCCCCUCCCCAACUGACCACCUUUGUUUCUUCCCCAUGUUCUGUCCCCUGCCCCCCUGGCCUCCCCCACUUUCUUUCUUUCUUCCUUUUUUUUUUAAACAAAAUAUGGUGGGGGGGAGGGGGGCUGGAGGAUCCCAGGCCAGGACUCUGCAGCCCCAGAGACAUCAGCCCUGGGGGGCCCUCCAGGGCAAGCAACCAUCAGACUGAGCCAGCACUGGACUGCCCCGCCCACCCCUCUGCAGAGCCUGCUGCACUUGCGGUUCCGGUUCCGGCAUGGACAAUGGACCAGGGGGUGGGGGUCCCAAAGAGUUCAAUGUGGCCCUCCACGCCUGCAGCCCACCCCAAGGCAGAGUGGGUGGAAGCCUGGGGAGAGCCCCUUCCUUCCCAGGGGGGCUUGCCUGGACCCCUGCAUUGGAACUGGAGGCAGGGAACACGUGGGGAGAGGCGGGCAGGUGCCUUCCAGCAAGUAGGCAUUGCCCUGACCUCUCUCCCCUGCCCCCUGCAGGAAGGAGCUGCCUGGACCCACUCACGGGGGGGAGCGGGCAGAUGUGUUUUUUAUAUAUGUGUAUAUAUUUUUUUUUUAAGCUCUGAGCUGUCAACGAGACGUUUCCUA
Molecule: messenger RNA, 4257 nt
Organism: Choloepus didactylus (southern two-toed sloth)
Lineage: Eukaryota; Metazoa; Chordata; Mammalia; Pilosa; Megalonychidae
Gene: UBTF
Product: upstream binding transcription factor
Exons: 22
Coding region: 1287-3584 (765 amino acids)
Source: RefSeq, a predicted model, not a curated record